This is a messenger RNA of Medicago truncatula (barrel medic), 1707 nucleotides long. Its product is annotated as ankyrin repeat domain-containing protein 13C. The transcript is spliced from 2 exons. NCBI's taxonomy places the organism in Eukaryota, Viridiplantae, Streptophyta, Magnoliopsida, Fabales, Fabaceae. The coding region runs from base 1 to 1707 and encodes 568 amino acids. Gene Ontology annotation, molecular function: protein binding. The record is from RefSeq and is a predicted model, not a curated record. Gene Ontology annotation, cellular component: cytoplasm.
AUGGCAGGCAUUAAUGUGGCAGCAUUUGCUCAUAGUCCUAUACACAAAGCCAUAAUAUUGAAGGAUUAUGCUAAUCUUAAGGAGAUACUUGGAGGGUUACCAAAACUUAGUAAUCCGUAUGAAAUAAAAACCGAGGCUGCAUCGAUAGCUGAAGAUGAAAAAGCGGCUGCGAUUUCUGCGGUGGUAGAUAGAAGAGAUGUGUUAAAUGGCGACACACCUCUUCACUUGUCUGUAAAACUCGGUGAUGUUGACGCGGCUGAAAUGCUCAUGGCUGCUGGUGCCAAUAUUAGAUUGAAAAACAAUGAAGGCUGGAGUGCUCUCAGACAAGCUGUCAUAAACAAACAGGAUAAAAUAGGAUUGAUUAUGAUCAAGUAUUCUUAUAACGAAAUGGACGAAAAAUGGUUCCGAAGGUUUCCUCGUUAUUUCGGGACAAUGAGAAGGAUGAGAGAUUUUUAUAUGGAGAUAACAUUCCAUUUUGAGAGUUCUGUUAUACCUUUUAUCUCGAGGAUUGCGCCUUCGGAUACUUAUAAAAUUUGGAAAAGAGGUGCUAAUAUGAGAGCUGAUAUGACUUUGGCUGGUUUUGAUGGUUUGAGAAUCAAAAGAUCUGAUCAAAGUGUUCUUUUUCUUGGCGAUGAUUCAGAUGAUGAGAGAAUACACCCGGGAUUUAUGUGUUUGAUUUCACAUGAGAAAAAAGAAGUUGUUGUUCCUUAUUUAACUAGACCUUCAAAACCAGAUGAAAAAGAAAUGAAACAAUAUUUGGCGAAAAAAUCAACCGAAGCUAAAGUUGUUAGGGUUGGAAUUGAUGUGAGUCAAGCACUUCUUGUUCCUCAAAUAACAUGGAGGAGAAAAGAGAAAAAAGAAAGUGUAGGGCCAUGGAAAAGUAAGGUUUAUGAUAUGCAAAAUGUGGUUUUCUCUGUUAAGUCCAAAAAGGUUCCUGGUGUUCAAGCUCAGGCGAAGUUACCUGCCAAAGAGAAUCCGAAGAAGGAGAAUGAAAAGCUUGAUGAUAUUUUGACCGAUGAAGAAAGAAAGCAAUUAGAAGCUGAAAUGAAUUUUACAGAAGAAAAUUAUGGUCAAAAUAAAAAAGAGGCUAAGAAAGGAAAGAAAGGGAAGUCUAGUGGACAUAAAGAAAAGGAUCAUCAUUAUCACAAAGGGAAAAGUACCAAAAUUAAUGGUUCCAAUUCUGCUAGCAGUAGUGGUAGUCACAAGGAGGAAAAUGGUGAGAGUGAAUUUAAAAGAGGGGUGAUGCCGGUACUUUGGCUUUCUCCAAACUUUCCGUUAAAAAUUGAAGAGUUUUUACCUUUACUCGACAUUCUUGCGGAAAAAGUUAAAGCUGUUCGUCGUGUUAGAGAACUCCUUACAACAAAACUUCCAAAGGAAACUUUUCCUGUCAAGAUUGCAAUCCCUGUGGUGUCAACAGUUAGAGUAUUUGUUACAUUUACAAAGUUUGAAGAACUACCAAAAGUAGAUGAAUUUGAAUCAGCUCCAUCAAGUCCUACUUCUGCUGACUUUGAAAAUGCAUCCGAAGAAGCCUCAUCAUCGUCGUCGUCGUCAUGGUUUCAGUGGAUAAGAACUCCUUCUCAGUCCAAUUUAUCUGCUGCUGAAAACUUCAGUAAAGCACAAGACCUAUUUACAAUUCCCUCUGAAUAUAAAUGGGUUACUAUUGAUUCAAAGAUAGAAAAGAACAAGAAGAAGGAAACAAAGUCAUAA